Molecule: messenger RNA, 567 nt
Organism: Cladophialophora psammophila CBS 110553
Lineage: Eukaryota; Fungi; Ascomycota; Eurotiomycetes; Chaetothyriales; Herpotrichiellaceae
Exons: 1
Coding region: 1-567 (188 amino acids)
Source: RefSeq, a predicted model, not a curated record
AUGGUCUCCUUCCUCAGCGCCGCCAUUAUCGCGAUACUCGCCAUCGCCCCCUCGACUGCCAAUGCAGCUUCAACAGCCACCAGCGGCAGCUACACCAUUUGUCAAUUCUAUUCGAGCAUCCCAGGGGCUUCCUCGGUUGAUUUCACGUCAAUGACGCUGCCCCUCUGCCCCUCUAGCCUGCUGACCUUCUCGUACACAAUUCCUCCGACGACCACCGCGGCGCAGACAACGGUUCCUACCUUUACGCCUUCCAUCAGCUCAUUAACUCUGUGCCAGUUUUACUCGAGCAUAUCUGGACUCCCUUCGCUAACAGAGCCUGUCUCGAGCAUGACGUUGCCUUCCUGCCCCUCGAGCCUACAGGAUAUUACAUACUCUUACCAGGCUCCCUUGGCGACCGGCGACGUCCCUGCGACUACAACAUCGACAACACCUCCCUCCAGUGCACAGGCUACCACGGCUGCCGUGUCUAGCUUUACGGGCGCAGCUGCUCCAAGACCAGGUUUAGAUAGAAUGCUCCUAGGUGGCGCAGGUGGUAUCCUAGCGGCAGCUGUUGGAAUGAUGUUAUGA